Brassicogethes aeneus is the source of this 642-nucleotide messenger RNA. The record is from the annotation of a GenBank genome assembly. NCBI's taxonomy places the organism in Eukaryota, Metazoa, Arthropoda, Insecta, Coleoptera, Nitidulidae.
AUGGUACCUCUUAUAAAAUCUCAGGUAAUAGCCCACAGUGCCGCUUUAUCCAGCAGUUACUACACACAAACUCUAUCAAAAUUGGUAUCCCUGCAAACGGUUAAAACCGUGGUACCCCAAAUCCAAUACGUUGAAGAGAGGGUACCAGCGGUGGAACAACGAGUAAUAGUACAAGAAAAACAAAUUGAUCAUGGGGUACCCCUGGUUAGUCAAAGAGUAUUGGUACCCCAGAAUAGUGAGGUACCGCUGUAUAGAGAGAAGUAUGGGGUACCAUUUACAGAUGAUUAUGAGGCGACUAGACUGGGUAUUCAGUACGCAGAAAAGAGGCCUUACUAUAAGAAAGAUAGAGGUACCACUGGCAAAAAAUGGAUAACUGAUUUUGAUGGCAUAUCAAAACAAGUAGAUAUAUCAGCAAUGGAUCUUAAGGGGGUUUUGACACCUCAGGUACCAUCUGUAUCAUUAUUGUCACCCAAAGGUCCUUAUAAUAGUAUCAGCAAUGGUAUUACUGAAGCUUUGUAUGAUAAAAAAACUGAAGAGGCACAUACGUUGGAGACUACAUCUCUGGAUGGUCAAGUUAAACUGCCGCACAGUGGACCCGAUUCCGAAAAAGCUGGCCAAAAGUCGUUAAAGGUUCAGAUUUGA